CCCCAUAGACGUCACUCCACCGCUAGUAGCCUACUCGGAGCAUUCAUCGUCGUUCCGUCCACAUGCAUUCGUUCUCGUUUCACUAAAGGAGGUGUAGUUUGCCCGAUUGCUACUGCUAAAAGGGGUUGGACAAAAAUAUUUUCCAUCUUGAACAAUUACAAUAGCUUCGCAACAUGGCGUCAAUAGGAGAUUUCGACCCGCUCAAUGCUUCCAUCCCUGCCACCAAAGUUGAAAUCACUGUGUCUUGCAGAAAUCUACUGGACAUGGAUACCUUCUCCAAAUCAGACCCAAUAUGCGUUCUGUACACGCAAGGCAUCAGCAACAAGGAGUGGAGAGAGUUUGGAAGGACAGAGGUGAUUGAAAACACUCUCAACCCAGAGUUUGUUCGUAAAUUCAUCUUGGAUUAUUUCUUUGAGGAACGACAGAAUCUGAGAUUUGACCUGUACGACGUCGACUCAAAGAGCGCCAACCUGUCAAAACAUGACUUCCUUGGCCAGGCGUUCUGUACAUUGGGAGAGGUGGUGGGAUCGCUGGGCAGCCGCAUGAAGAAACCUCUCGUGGGCCUUCCUGGAAAGAAGUGUGGAAACAUCAUUGUUAAGGCAGAAGAGAUGGGAAACUGCAGGGAGUCAGUGAUGAUGCAGUUCUGCGGGAAUAAACUGGACAAGAAAGAUUUCUUCGGCAAGUCGGACCCUUUCCUCGUCUUCUACCGCAGCAAUGAAGAUGGAACGUUCACAACCUGCCAUAAGACAGAGGUGGUGAAGAACACACUGAACCCAGUGUGGCAGGCCUUCAAGAUACCUGUCAGAGCACUCUGCAAUGGAGACUACGACAGAACGAUCAAGAUAGAAUGCUACGACUGGGACAGAGAUGGAAGCCAUGAUUUCAUAGGAGAGUUCAGUACCAGCUACAGAGAGCUAUCCAGAGGCCAGUCCCAGUUUAAUGUGUAUGAGGUUGUAAAUCCAAAGAAGAAAGGAAAAAAGAAAAAAUACCUCAACUCUGGAACGGUAACACUGCUCUCAUUCCUGGUGGAUAUAGAGGUCACCUUCCUCGACUACAUCAAAGGAGGCAUGGGCCAGGGCGGGACCCAGAUUAAUUUCACAGUGGCGAUUGAUUUCACCGCUUCAAACGGCAACCCAACUCAGCCCACCUCCCUCCACUACAUGAGUCCCUACCAGAUGAAUGCCUAUGCCAUGGCCAUGAAGGCUGUAGGGGAGAUCAUCCAGGACUACGACAGUGAUAAGAUGUUCCCUGCUUUGGGCUUCGGAGCCAAGCUGCCCCCUGACGGACGGGUCUCACAUGAGUUCGCCCUGAAUGGCAACCCCCAAAACCCAUACUGUGCAGGUAUAGAUGGAGUGAUGGAGGCAUAUUACCAGAGCCUGAAGUCUGUCUGCCUCUACGGCCCAACCAACUUCUCUCCUGUCAUCAACCAUGUGGCCAGGUAUGCUGCGUCAGUGAAGGAUGGCUCUCAGUACUUCAUCCUCCUCAUCAUCACAGAUGGAGUUAUCUCAGACAUGGCCCAGACCAAGGAGUCCAUCGUCAACGCUUCGUGUCUUCCAAUGUCGAUUAUCAUCGUAGGGGUGGGACCAGCAGAAUUUGAUGCGAUGAUUGAGUUGGACGGGGAUGAAGUGAGGAUCUCGUCGAAGGGAAGAUAUGCAGAGAGGGACAUUGUUCAGUUUGUCCCAUUCAGAGACUACACCGACCGGACAGGGAACCACAUUCUGAGUAUGGCCCGUCUAGCCAAGGAUGUCCUGGCUGAGAUCCCUGACCAGUUCCUCUCCUACAUGAGGAUCAGAGGCAUCAAGCCCUCACCCGCACCCCCUCCAUACACCCCCCCAGGACACCCCCUGCAGACGCAGAUCUGAAGGGUGCGGAGAUGCUCCCUGGUCGUGAACAACACCUCUUCAAAUAUGUAUUUGUCUCUCUCAUCUCUGCAUCACUCGCUCAGUGAUAGGAGAGGCCUUCUUGGCUUUCUCGCUCUCUCAUUGCACUAAUGGAGACUGACUGACUGGCAGAAUGAAUAGCAGGGUUCUAGAAGUUUUUACUGAGCGGUUCUAAAGGGUUCUACUUUGGAACGGGCGGAUGGAGUCAACAAGAGCAUGUUUACUUUCAUUGUCUAGCGUUCCUCUGUCUGGACUUCAUG
Messenger RNA from Salmo salar (Atlantic salmon), 2140 nucleotides. Its product is annotated as copine-8. Gene Ontology annotation, biological process: cellular response to calcium ion. Gene Ontology annotation, cellular component: plasma membrane. NCBI's taxonomy places the organism in Eukaryota, Metazoa, Chordata, Actinopteri, Salmoniformes, Salmonidae. The record is from RefSeq and is a predicted model, not a curated record. Gene Ontology annotation, molecular function: calcium-dependent phospholipid binding.